Pocillopora damicornis (cauliflower coral) is the source of this 738-nucleotide messenger RNA. Its product is annotated as carbonic anhydrase 2. Lineage: Eukaryota; Metazoa; Cnidaria; Anthozoa; Scleractinia; Pocilloporidae. Gene Ontology annotation, molecular function: zinc ion binding; carbonate dehydratase activity. The record is from RefSeq and is a predicted model, not a curated record.
CAAAACACAAUGUUCCAAAUCGUUAUAUUAUCUGUUCUCGUGGGUUCAGCCCUGACCGCACAAGGGACCAAGUGGAAAUAUGGUGAAACAGACAAAGUCCAUAAAAUCUAUGGUCCGAAAGACUGGGGAAAGGUUUCAAAGUUUUGUGACGGGAGCGCCCAGUCCCCAAUAAAUAUUGAAACCCGCUCGGUGGAAAAUGACGGAAGUCUGAAGGCACUCCGGUUUUUAGCUGAGAAUCGGUAUGGAAGAGUCAGCGGUGUUCUAGAGAACAAUGGUCAUGCUCCUACCCUGGCAAUAGAUAAACCAAGGGGUACUUCAACACUCACCGGAGGUCCCUUGGGGAACAGCGUGUAUAAGCUUCAGCAGUUGCACAUUCAUUUUGGUUGUAAGAACAACAAAGGAUCUGAACACACUGUCAACGGAAAGGCAUUCUCAGGAGAGCUUCAUUUGGUGCACUAUAACACGAAGUAUGGAGAUUUUAAAACUGCUGUGGACAAACGAGACGGACUGGCUGUGAUUGGUGUCUUUUUACAGGGAGAUGAUGAGGAUGACUCAAGUUAUUCGUUAAAAAUUAUAAGUGGAGCAACGCGAUACAUAAGGAAGGCUGAGGAACAAGGAAAGGUGAUCAAGUUUAAAGCAAAACGCUUCGCUCGUUUCUAUCCGUCGUCAUUACCACUGAGAUGUCUUUGGGAUACGGUGCCUUACUGUGGGGAAUCCCCAUUCGAUGGAGAUUCAUGA